Messenger RNA from Xiphias gladius (swordfish), 3853 nucleotides. RefSeq names its product oxysterol binding protein-like 7 (gene osbpl7). Gene Ontology annotation, cellular component: cytosol; intracellular membrane-bounded organelle; plasma membrane. Bases 11 to 2587 code for a protein of 858 amino acids. The record is from RefSeq and is a predicted model, not a curated record. NCBI's taxonomy places the organism in Eukaryota, Metazoa, Chordata, Actinopteri, Istiophoriformes, Xiphiidae. Gene Ontology annotation, molecular function: cholesterol binding. The transcript is spliced from 21 exons.
GCCCUCUGAGAUGGAAUCGUACGGCUCUUCGCUCGACCGCAGCCAGUCGCUGGCGAGCGGCCUGGAGAAGACGUCUCUCGGGUGGAACAAACCGUCCCACUCCCGGAGCAGUAGCACUCUGUCGUCUCGCCACUCCAGGCAGAUUAUCAAAGACUGGGAAGUGAUCGACGACCUUCAUGUAGAAAUGCAACCCGGAGGCGACAAUCCUCAGGACAUGACUGCCCCCGGUAUCUGUGAGGGGUAUCUUCUCAAGAGGAGGAAGUGGCCACUGAAAGGUUGGCACAAGCGGUACUUUGUCCUGGAGGCCGGGGUCUUGCGCUACUCCAAAAAUCAACAGGAUGUCUCCAGGGGACGGGUCCAGGGCUCCCUGGAUGUCAGCCUUGCUGUGAUGUCGAUUAAUAAGAAAUCAAACCGCAUUGACUUGGAUGCAGGGGACAUCCUCUACCAUAUGAAGGCAAAGAGCCCCGACCUCUUCUACAUCUGGGUGACCAAGCUACAGGCCCACCGCUUCUUCAAGAAGAACGAGGCAGCUCACGCCCACAGCGGCUUCCACCGGACUCUGUCCCACAGCACCGCGGCCGGACAAGCCCAGAGGAACGGAGACUUGGGCUCCGCAGGGGCGCUGGAUUCAGCCGGAGCAUCCGGGGUGCUGCCCUCAGCUAACACUGCCGCCAACAGCAAAGUCUCUGCCUGGCUGCAGCAAAGUCACGACCCAGACACCUGCGUUCAAGAGUUGAACCGGUGCCACUUGGACCUCUCUGAGCUAAACCGCUUAGUCCAGAGGCUGCAGGCGCUGGAGGUGGGCCAGGCCUUCACGAAUGGAGACCUGCAGCGGAUCAUCAGCAUACAGAAUCUCUCACUUGAGAAGCCGAAGAAGACCAAGUCGGUGAAGAUGUGGGGCCACUCUCGCACACUGUCCAGAGUGGAGGCCCUGGGAAUGCUGUCCUCCAGUCACCUGAGCAGCUCAUCUCACCUCGGCGCGUCGGUCCCCUCUAUCCCCGACUACGUCAACUCUCAGCUUCCCUCCUCUACUGUCACGUCGCCCGAGGGCAAGAAAAUCCAGCAGGACAUCUGCGCCAUGUCGCUACGGGUGCUUGCAUCACUGAAGUCAGUCCAUGAGACUCUGUCCCAGGAGAGGCAGAAACUGCAAGAAGUCUGGGAAUCUAACAACAUCCACCAGUCUCACACACUAGCUGAGCCUGCGGCCGCGAGGCGUUCGCCCCACGGCCCCCCUUCCGUGGCAGACUCGGCUGCGGAGUACUUUGACGCCAGCGAUGACAUCCAUUGUGGUAGCUCCUCUGAGGUGUCUGAGGAAUCGGGACUUAGUGACGGAAGCACCACCAACUCGGAGCCGGAGGAAGGACAUGCAUCAGCCACCCACAAGUACCGUGCUAGCAUUUCCAGGACUCCUAACAGCGUUGCUCCCAAGCGCACCAGAUGUCGAACUACACUGCCUGCCCACUGUCCUGACAACAGCCAUGUGGGCCUCAUGGCUAUCCUCUACAAUAACAUAGGUAAGGACUUGGCCCGAGUGUCCAUGCCCGCGGCUCUCAACGAGCCGGUCAACCUGCUGCAGAGGCUGUGCGAGGAGCUGGAGUACAGUGAGCUGCUGGACACUGCCAACAACACGCCGGACCCCUACCAGAGGAUGGUUUACAUUGCUGCCUUUGCUAUCUCUGGUUACUCCACUGCGACGUUCAGAAACCGCUACAAGCCCUUUAACCCGGUGCUGGGGGAGACCUACGAGUGCAUCAGAGAGGACCAGGGCUUCAGCCUCAUCAGUGAGCAGGUCUGCCACCAUCCGCCCAUCUCGGCCUGCCAUGCGGACUCAGAGAACUUCUCUUUUUGGCAAGACCAGCGGUGGAAAAAUAAAUUCUGGGGGAAGUCACUGGAGAUUCUGCCGACAGGAAUGGUGAACGUGACUCUUCCGAGGUAUGGCGACCACUACGAGUGGAACAAAGUAGUGACCUGCAUCCAUAAUGUCCUCAGUCAGCAGCGCUAUCUGGAGCAUUACGGAGAGGUCACCAUCCGAAACCUCAAAAGCAACGUCUGCACCUGCAAGAUUACCUUCGUCAAGUCCCGUUACUGGGGUUCAGACACAAACAAGAACGAGGUGCAGGGCACGGUGCUGGACCAAAGCGGGAGCGUCAUUCACCGGUUUGGAGGUCUGUGGCAUGAAGGCAUCUUCUGUGACACUCUGCCGACUCCAAAAUGUGUCUGGAAGCCAAAUCCCCAGCCACAGGAUUACCUGCGGUACUAUGGCUUCUCCACCUUUGCCAUGGAGCUGAAUGAGCUCUCGCCAGACCUGAAGCCUCUCCUGCCUCCCACAGACAGCCGCCUCCGCCCGGACCAAAGAUUGCUGGAGGAGGGAAAGGUGGAUGACGCAGACAGAAAGAAGGAUGAGAUAGAGGAAAACCAGAGGGAGCGGAGAAAAGAGCUCGCCAAAAGAGGGGAAGAGCAUGUUCCACGUUUUUUCAAGAAAGCCAAAGAUUCCUGUGGACGGGACGUGUGGUUGACAAACGGGACCUACUGGAAGCUCAGAGAGAACCCGGGCUUCGCCAAUAUCGACAACAUAGCUCUGUGGUGAGGGGACGUUGGUGGCGGCGAGCGGCGACAGGCAGAGGCACAUGAGAGGCAGAGGUCGAAAAAAUACCGGCGGUAGUUCUUUGAACAGCAUACAUGAACCGCUCUGGGAAACACGUGCAGAGUGGAGACAGUGCUGCCGAGCUGCUCUUUAUUUCUUCGGUACGCCCAUGACUGGCUCACGGGAAUCCUCAGCACGCGACAUAGUCUCAGAGAGUCACCUGUCGAGUUACCCAGAAUUCGUUACAUAUCAAGACACGUAGAGUGAACUUUCUCAUUAAGAUUCAUUUUUUUAAUGCAUUUUAUUUAUUUAUUUAUUUUCUAGAUAACUCCAAUCAACGUAUAUAUGUUUAUUCAUUUGAGAAUUUCUUUUUUUUUUUGCCGAAAAGAGCGUAUGUGACGCACACUCGGUGGACCUUAAAUGAAAACUCCUUUAAAGCUGUCAAAAUUGCAUUUUUCUGUCAUGUUAGUAAGAGGCCUGUUAUAUUAGAGCAUUGCAUGUAAACAUUCAGUCAAAUCAUGUUCUCCUCUCAGCCAGCUGACAGCUCGCAGUUUAUGAUGAGCACAGUUGCUUGACCUGCUACAGUGAGGGCUGGAAAAGUGGCCCACUGUCCCCAGGCCUGCAACGGGGGGCCGGCUGGUUUGUGGUAAUUUGAUUUAAUGCGAAUUUAUUUGGGGAAUACGCACCAGUAAAGCGCAGUAAAGAUAAGAGCCUUAAAGGGGCUAGAAUCGAUAUUUUUAAAAAUCACAGUCUAUCAAAUGACAGUGUGUAAGUCAGUUUCUUAUCUUACGUGACAGAGAAAAAGAUCAAAUCUUCACAUUUGAGAAGCUUGAAACCAGAAAAUGGUUUUUGCGGCUGAUUGAUUAUUUGAUUGAUCAGAAAAAGAGAGGCCGAAAACAGAGCUGACCGAGGGUGAACGUUAAGACUUGAAUUCAUCAGGUUUUCCAACGAGUUCACCAUGUCAAAGUAAAAGGUGAUGAUAUGUCAGAGCUGGGGGCUCGGGGGGGGGGGCGGCUCCUGGCCACGGCUGCCGUAUACUUACAGCAUCUGGCUGCCUGUCCGGAGGUGCAGCAGUGCUGACGUAUUGCACAUGAAGCACUCCAACUUGGUACGUGUGGCUUUCCCACGACUAAGAAGCGAGUAUGAUGCUGAAGACGAUGGUUAUCACCUGCCUAGAGGAGGAUGUUUUGUCGACUAAAUUUCAGACCCUGUCUGUCAGAAUACUUUGGUCACUGCUAACAUAGAUCAUGUGCUGGUGCAGCAUCUACA